Microsporum canis CBS 113480 is the source of this 1213-nucleotide messenger RNA. RefSeq names its product alkaline proteinase. Bases 20 to 1213 code for a protein of 397 amino acids. The transcript has 4 exons. Gene Ontology annotation, biological process: proteolysis. Lineage: Eukaryota; Fungi; Ascomycota; Eurotiomycetes; Onygenales; Arthrodermataceae. The record is from RefSeq and is a predicted model, not a curated record. Gene Ontology annotation, molecular function: serine-type endopeptidase activity.
ACAACAGCAACUCCUCAAAAUGGGCUGCAUCAAGGUUAUCUCCGUCUUCCUCGCGGCCGUCGCUGCCGUCGAUGCUCGCGCUUUCUUUCACAACCGUGGCGGCAACGAUGUCAUCCCCAACUCCUACAUCGUUGUCAUGAAGGAUGGCGUUACCGCCGAGGACUUCGACUCCCACAUCUCCUCUGUUGCUACUACCCACAGCAUCAACAAGGCCAAGCGUGGCUCCGAGACUGUCGGACACAAGGACUCCUUCAACAUCAACGGAUGGAGAGCCUACAACGGCCACUUUGACGAAGCCACCAUUGAGUCUAUCCUCAACGACGACAAGGUCGACUAUGUUGAGCAUGACCGUGUUGUCAAGCUGGCUGCUCUCACCACUCAGCCAAACGCUCCAACCUGGGGAUUGGGCAGAGUCUCCCACAAAGCCCCUGGCAACAAGGACUUCGUCUAUGACAGCUCCGCUGGCCAAGGUGUCACCAUCUACGGCGUUGACACUGGUAUUGAUAUCAACCACCCCGAGUUCAGGGGACGUAUCCGCUGGGGUACCAACACCGUUGACAACGACAACACCGAUGGCAACGGCCAUGGCACCCACACCGCUGGAACCUUCGCUGGCACCACCUACGGAGUUGCUAAGAAGGCCAACAUUGUCGCCGUCAAGGUCCUCUCCGCUGGUGGCUCCGGCUCUACCGCUGGUGUGAUCAAGGGUAUCGACUGGUGUGUCACCGAUGCCAAAGCCAAGGGUGCCCUCGGAAAGGCCGCUCUCAACCUUAGCUUGGGUGGUGCCUUCAGCCAGGCAAACAACGACGCCGUCACCCGCGCCCAGAAUGCUGGUAUCUUCGUUGCUGUUGCCGCCGGAAAUGACAACAAGGAUGCCAAGAACUCCUCCCCAGCCUCCGCCCCAGCCGUCUGCACUGCUGCUUCCUCCACCAUCGAUGACCAGAAGUCCUCUUUCUCCAACUGGGGUACCAUCGUUGACAUCUACGCCCCCGGCUCCAACAUCCUCUCUGCUGCCCCUGGUGGCGGUACCCGCACGUUGUCCGGAACCUCCAUGGCCUCUCCCCACGUUUGCGGUGUCGGCGCUGCCAUGUUGGCGCAGGGCGUCAGCGUUGCUCAAGCCUGCGACCGCAUCAAGCAGAUCGCUAAUGCCGUUAUCAAGAACCCAGGAACUGGCACCACCAACAAGCUCCUCUACAACGGAAGUGGAAGAUAG